Aquila chrysaetos chrysaetos is the source of this 3114-nucleotide messenger RNA. RefSeq names its product coiled-coil domain containing 83 (gene CCDC83). The record is from RefSeq and is a predicted model, not a curated record. The coding region runs from base 1517 to 2785 and encodes 422 amino acids. Lineage: Eukaryota; Metazoa; Chordata; Aves; Accipitriformes; Accipitridae. The transcript is spliced from 12 exons.
GGGUAAUGGUGUGAGUGCAAGCGCUGGUGUGGAUGGCCCUGACGAUAGCGAUUGAGCUCGUGUGAGCGGGGAGCCGCCAUAACAGGUGGUCCCUGCAGGGGGUGUCUGGAAAGUCACAGCAGCUGGGCUGCAGCGCCUGGGAUCUGCCUCCUUCUUCUAAGGAUGUAGCGGCAGUGCAGUUAUUGACUGAGAAAGUGCUGGUAGCAGUAAUGGGGUAUGUCAAGAGUUAAGCCUCGCAAUUUAUUUGUUUGGGAGAAGAAACAGAUCUUGCCCUCUGCAAAUGUUUUCCUGCUGGUUUAAAGUCUGCAGUCAAUUCUUAGUCCCCCUAAAUAUGUUCCCUUCUCUCUUAUGUGUGUGUAUUUUCUAUAGUUUGCAAAAUGCAGCAAAUCUGCUGUUAUAGUAUGUUUUUUUUACCUUGUUGUACAACUUGGAGUCUUUCUUGUUGCUUCCUGCACAGGAAGAAUUUCAUAAAUAUAACACUGGAGCUCACCUGGGGCUGGAGUUCCCCCCCAAAAAACAAAACCUUUUCAAAGUAGUGUUGCUCAAAACGUUUCAGUCUGUAUCCAGUCUUAAGCAGGGGAUUUCAUUAUCCGUUUAGUGGACGAGACAGAAAUAACUUAAAAAAAAAAAAAAGUUAGUGAUUGCUGCAGUGAUCUUCCAUUUCUGAAGAAAAUCAGUAAAAUAAAUGCUCACAUGAAAGUGGAAUCAAUACCAGUCCAGUUAAUUCUGCACUGAAGAAGGAUGACAGAUUCUUUUUUAUACUUAAAAAAUGUAUCCUGCACUUGUGCAUUCAGGCUGGAAAUUUCAAAGGGGUCUAGGGGAGCUGAGUACCUAAAUUCCUGUCUCAGUGAGAUUUUUUUCUUAAUUAACUUGGACUUUUUUAAAAAUCUCAAUUUUACAACAGUCAUGUAUCUAGGAUUUUUAAAAGUUUCGUGAAAAAUAGUAUAUCAAUAAACAGAAGCUUAACUUGAAUUGGUAUCUGCAAAGGUUAUGCGUGAAUAUUAAGGACAAUACGGCUUCAGACUCAAGUGGAUGCUCAGAUACAAAAGUUGUGGGUUUUUUUUUCUUGGGUAAGAAAUGUCAGUAAGGUUUACUGCAGUCAUGUGGUGAUACUGUGACACAGGCAUGAUUGUAUUGAAGUUCCACAAUAGAAAUAUUUUACUAAUGUGUAAAAACCAUUAAAGCUUUGAUAUGGGACAUUUCGGAGGGAAGUUCAAGAUAUUGCUGGUGAAAUUCAGAAUUUUCCAGGUUUCUGUGAAUGGAAUUAGCUGUAUCUGCGACAUAAAUAAUCAGGUGUUGCAAAGAUUGUAACUUACAGCUCUAGACAAUUGUCCCUAUGAGUGUGAAUUUGUCUCCAGCAGCAGAACAGACAAAAUCUUCAUGAGCAGAUUUUCAACAGAGUGGGACUAAAAUUCUUCUACAUAAAACAUUAUGAAAAAGAUAUUCCAAGGUCUAAGGAGCUGUGUGGGGACAUAGACUCCAAGAUCUAACAUCUAGCACAAGUACAAAAAAAAUCAUGGAAGAGAAGAAAGAGGAGAAACCAGAAGAGCAACUUACAGAACCUGAAUCAGCUUUCCCAGAAGCCUUACUAGAAUUUCAAAUUGAGACAAAAGAAGCAGCAAUUGAUCGGGUUUUGUUUGAUCUGAAAAAAGUGGAAAAAAAGAACAAAGAAUAUAAUGAAAGAAAUGACCUUCUGAAGGAAGAACAGCAGACACACAUCAGGCGCAUACUAAGACAAAUAGAAGAAGAGGAGAAAGAACAAGAUGAAAAGGAGGUUGUAACUAGGGAUGAUGUGGAAGAGUCACUGAAAGCAAUAUGGCAGUAUGCUAAGGACAAAGAACAACUGCUGAAAGAUCUGCACUCCCAGAUUGAAGAAACUGACAAAAGACUUUCAGUAAAGCGGGAUGAGAGGGAUUAUUGGUUGGAGUACAAAAAUGUAGGAAGUAAAGCGCAGGCCAACAAGAUUAUGAAUCUGGAAAAAAACAUCAAGGAAGUCAAAGAUGACUUUCACAGCGCUACAGAAUAUUAUACAAAUGCUUUGAAAGCAGUGAAAGAAGAAAAUGACAGACUGGUUGAGAGGCACAUGAAGUUAAGUAAGGAACAGGCCCCUGAGAAUGCUGUAAGAUACUUAGACAAAAACUGUCGCAGAGAAAUUGAAGAGAAUGAAUGGCUAAAAGAAGAGGUUAAGAUGUACCAAAAGGAAAUAAGUGAUUUGAAAGCCUCUAUUCAGCUCCUGGAAGAAGAAAACGUUGGUUUAGUGACAAAACUCAUUGAUGGCAAACUUCAGAAUCUGAGAGUACCCAGGCAUUUGUUUCUUACCCAGGCAGCUGGCUUGCAAGAUGAAUUUCCUAAGGAUGAAAUGAAAGAAGUAGAGUAUAGAGAGUAUGCAGCGAAAGCAGAUGGAGAUGAAAGCCUCAGAAGUGCCACAGUCCCCUGUCAGAAAAACAAGACCUUUGCAAAGAUUCAGUCUAAAACAGAGAAUAAGAAGCCUCAAGACAGUGAUGAGGAGCUGCAGGAAAAGUCUCUCACUCUAACUCUUGAUAGCUUGUUGUAUGAAGAUGAAAAAGAUUUCCAGGAAUACUUAAAACUGGGUCCUCUGGAGACAAAGCUGAUGUGUGUGGUUGGAAGAGCGAUGCCCAUUCAUGAAGAACCAGAAGGAAUGCCAAGCAGGAGCCACAAAGAAGAUGGUAUUAUUGGUAAAUCAGAGGGGCACAUCACGGCUCAGAUGAUCAAGGCCUUAUGUAAAGAAAAGCUGACCCCCGAUUCAGGCAAUUCAUGUUUUUGAUAUUCUGAGUGCAAGCAAAAACUAAAAGGAAGUUGUUCGCUGGUGGUACAGUCCCACGCUGAAGGCCUCAGUUGUAGGAAGGUAAAGAUUUAAGCAAGCUGUAUAUGAAACUCCCUAGAUCUGGGCAUGAGCAUUAUAUACUCCACAAGUAACAGGGUUUUUUUUAUUCAUGCUUUUAGAAAGAAAUUUUAAAUCUACUGAUCUGUACUGAUCAUUUUAUGAUGUACAACCUUUGGGACAAGCCUCAGAUAGUUGAGAAGAGGAAAGUUCCACUUGUGUCAAAUCUCCCUGUGAUGAAAACUAGUGUCUAAUUGCAGAUGACAGUCUCG